ACGCUGAUCACCUUCUUCGACCUGGCCUGGCGGCUGCGCGUGAACUUCCCCUACUUCUACAUCGUGGCCUCGGUGAUGCUCAACGUCCGCCUGCAGGUGCGGAUCGAGUGA
Molecule: messenger RNA, 111 nt
Organism: Lipotes vexillifer (Yangtze River dolphin)
Lineage: Eukaryota; Metazoa; Chordata; Mammalia; Artiodactyla; Lipotidae
Exons: 1
Source: RefSeq, a predicted model, not a curated record